AACGAAAGCUGGAAACAACCCGAACAACAGCAGCGCCAACAGCAACGCCACUAGCAACGCCUCCUUGAACGGCAACAGCCACAGCAGCAGCAUCAGCAGCAACAACACCACCACCACAACAGCAACAGCAACGUCUGCAGCCAGCAACAUCAAGGAGCCCGCCAUCAGACAGCCGCGUACCCCUGUCUCCGGACCAGUAGCCGGCGCCAGCAAUACCACCUCAACUACCGCCACCACCAACACCACCACCACCACCAACAACAACUUAAACAACUUCCUCCUCAGCAACAACAGCAACAACAGUGGCGGUGUCGGUGUCGGUAUCGGCGGCCCGGGCGCGGCGGGUGGUGGAGUAGGCAGCGCACCCGCCCUAUGCACCAACAACAACAGCCAGCUGCUGGAAGAACUGGCCGCUCUCAUCUCUUCUAGCUUGGGCGCGGACAUGAACACACCGCCGACUGCUCUUGCAGCCAACAGCAGCAACAGCAACAGCGGCAACAGCAACAGCAAGGCUGACAAGUGCGCCGGAGUGCAGGUGAAGACAGAGAACACGAGCACCAGCAGCAGCCCGUCUUGUAACGCCGUCCAGCAGAGUCACGUGUCCUCCAGCAAGCCCUCCUUCAUACCCAACGACCUCUUGGGAUCUCUGCUUCUCAAGGCCCUGAACAGAUUCUUGUUUGUGGUAAACAGUCAAGGGAAAAUUGAAUUUAUCUCCGAGAAUGUCACACAGUUCUUAAAAUACUCUCAGGAGGACUUGAUAGGAGAAAGCAUUUACAAUUUCAUCCAUGUUGGAGACCACCCACAAUUCAGCAACAGUCUUCUGCCUAUGACAUUGACGAGUGGUCUAGCAUGGCCAAGCGAUUCUCCAACCACCCGCGGGUGCAAUUUCCACUGUCGUAUGCUUGUUAAACCUCCAACUGAAGAAGAAGAGGAUGUAGAAGUGAAGCAGACGUAUGUAUCACAAUAUGAGAGUAUGCAAAUCACAGCCAUUUUCCAGCCGUACCUGGCCCAAAAGUUGACCGAAUCACAGCUUAGUUCCCCCCACGCCAACGAGAACCAGACGUGUCUGGUGUGCAUUGCGAGCUGUCUCCCUAUGACAGAGAAGACCAAUAUGAUGAUAGGAGGGAUUGACCAAUUUUCUUCUAAACAAGACCUGGAUGGGAAGAUCGUCAGUGCGGAGAGCAGAGCAAUUUCCAACAGCCAUGGCAUUGUGGAGCUUGAAGGGGCGUACAUGAGAGAUUUCUGCCACGCCAAUGACGUACAUCUGGUCAAAAAACACUCUCAGGAAGUCCUGAAGAAUGGGUGCAACACUAGCGGCGUGUACCGCUUCAAGCUGCAGGAGAACCGCUACGUCUUUGUGCAGACCAAGAGUAAACUGAUGAACAACCAUGUCACGGGCAAGCCCGAGUUUAUCAUGUCCACCCAUACCAUCAUACGAGACUGCGACUCGGACGUGGAGCUCAAAGGCUCCGCCUCGACCAGUCUGAUGAAGUCUGUGAUCGGCAGCCGGCCCUCGCCCCUCUCUCUGGGCCCGUUCUCCACCAGCCUGGCCCCGAUGCUGUCCAUGCCGUCGCCGUCGGCCGGGGCCAUGAGCGGCCUGACUCCCACGGGCGGUCCUGGUCUGGGCUCCAUCGACUCCGACCUCGAGAUGUUUGCUGACCUGGAUUUUUUAAACGGACUCAACAAUGAGCCGGCAGAUGUGAAACCGGUUCUCACUGGCUCCACCGUAGGUCCGAACCAGAACAGCUGGGGCUCGAUGCAGUCCCUCAAGUCUCCCACCUCGACAGGCGCCCCCAGCCCGCUGCAGUGCGCGCUGCAGGCGGGGCCCCAGGUCCUCCAGGGCGGGGGCAUGAAGCGACUGCCCAUGCUCAACAUGGUGCCCAAAAGCAACUCCAUGACUUCGUUUGACGGCACGCAGAAGAGCCCCGGCUUCGCCCCCAGUCCGGGAGGGGGCCCCCGCAGCGCCGGAUUUAACCAGCGCGGCAUGAUGGGAACUUACCCUGGCCAGCGGAGCCCCGGGAUGGGUAUGGGAGCUGGCGGGACGGCCCUGCAGCAGAACCGCAACCAGGGCGGCCAGUUCACUAUGGGCUUUCAGAGGAAGACGCCAGUGUCCCCACUCAUGUCGCCUCACUCAGGUUAUCCCCAAAGCCCUGCCAGCUGGAGGCGGUCGCCAGCGUCUGUCCCACCAACCCCUCCGGGCGCGGGAGACUACAGCACGUCCAUGAACGUGUCGCACCCGUCGCCGCUACAUGCCCUGCAGAGCCUGGACUCCACCUCCAACUCGGGCUUGUCGGGCCUGGACAUUAACGUAAAUGCAGCCUCGUUUCCCUCCUCGUCGUUUAUGUCAUCGUCGUCGUCGCCCUCCUACUCAACCGGAGGUAUGGACCUUAAUGGACAUCAGCACGCCACGUCGACAAUGGCGGGGAAUAACGGCAACAACAAUAACUCGAAUCUAGUUGGUGGUCGAGCCACCCCCAACAAUAACAGUAACAACAACAACGGGUCCUCCACCCAGCAGACUCGUAAGCUGUGCCAGCUUCUCACGCAGAGCACCACACCUGAGCCUCUUCACUCGCCCGCCUCCAGCGAGGGCCGUCGGCCAAUCGCAGGCCGGAACAGGCGGGUGUCUGGUCAGAUAGGCCCCUCCCACCCGUCAGGUGGAGGCGGGAUGAACCCGGUGUCUAGCAGCGGCGCCAACAUGGCCGCCAUGGCUAGCAGUUGCCUUCCUACCAGCAUGUCGAACCUCUCGGUGGACAUGCAGGCUCACAUCAGUAACAGUGGCAGCGCAAACGUGGGUGGGGGCGGGGCUGGGAGCAGUAGCUCCGCCCGCCUCAAGUCACCUGACGACAACAUCCACCAAUCCCCGACAGAGGGCCCCGGACAGAGCCCCCAGGAGAAGCCACAGAGCACGUCCAACGAGGACGGGGACAUGGAGAUGAGCGUAGCGAGCAGUAGCAGCGCCGGGGGGAACAACAACAGCCUGGGCGUGAGCGGCCCGGGGUCGGGUCCUGGCGCCAACAACAGCAGCUCUGGUGGCGAGAGUAACGACAAGAGCAACAUCAUCCUGAAGAAACUGCUGAGCCAGGACGAUGAUGAGGACGAGCUGCCCACCAUCACCCACGGGAUGUCGCAGGCGGCCAUGGGCUCGUCGGCGGGGGUCUCCGGCUCCGACUUCCUGCGGCUUGGGGAUAAGAACGAAGCGGAACCUAAGCAAGCAAACGCUCUGCUGAAGGUAAUGAUGCACAAGCAAUUGCUGGACGACGAGGCCAAGAGCCACGGCCGCGAGCGCAUGAACGAGGGACUGCGGAAGGAGAUUGAGAACGCCCAGUCCAAGACCAUGGCCGGAGUCUCCUCCAGCUCAGCCGCAGCCACAGCCACCGCAGCGAUCACCACCACCACCGCCGCCCCCUGCCCGGCCGCCACCAAGAGAAAGCUGAGCACGGGCCGCGAGCUGCUGAACCACCUCCUGGAGGACAGCGAUGAGGAGGCGGCCGCGGCUGGUGGUGGGGGCAGCGUUACGAUGUCGGCCCCCGCUGAGAGCACGUCCACAGAGCAGGACCCGGGCUCGGCGUCGCGGUCCAGACACCAGUCGGAGCAGCAAGAACCUCAGUCCACCUCCGCCCCAGCCUCGCACUCAGAACCCCCCACGCCGCAGGGCAGCGGCAACUCCAACAUUUCUCCGGCACUGGUGAACCUCCUGGAGAACAUCCGGCGGGACGGACCCUCGGACCUACCCAACAAACAGCUGGAUGACCUCCUGCACAGCCUGUGGGAGAGGGACCGGGAUCUGCCCAAGCAGGAGCCCACACUGAGCAGCAGCAGCACCCCGGCCCCAGGGGGCGCCACCAGCAUGUCAAGCAACGUGGACAGCAGCAGCGGCGGAGGGGGUGGCAGCCACGCCUCCAAGCGCCGCAAGAUGUCCCUCUCGGACGUGGACAGCAGCGAUGGGGUGGGCGUGGACACGGAGCCCAGCACCUCGUCCGGGAGCGCGGGGCUGCCCGGCUCGGCCCAGAGCUCGUCUCUGUCGCAGAGGAAUGCCCUGCUAGCCCAGCUGCUGUGCCAGAGGGCGCCGAAGGAGAGGGUGGUCAACACGCACAUCUCGGGUACGACCAACCCCACGGCAGUGCCGCAGUCGCGGUUCAAGUCGAAUGUUUUGGAUAGUAAGUGCAUCACGGUGGGGAACCUGGCCGACGGCGGGCCCCCUGGUGGUGCUGGGGAUGCCAUGGGGAUGAAGGGAAACAACAACAACGGCAUUAUGGGAAGUGGCGGGAUGCCGGGCAUGGUGGGAGCCACGGCUGGCAUGUCGGACAAACAGCGCAACUUGUACGCUCGACGAGGCCUGCCCACUUCGAUGUCGGGCAACCCAAAUAAUAAUAACGGUAACAACAAUAAUAAUAAUAACAAUAAUAGCAAUAACUUGCCCAACUUUCUGGCGCAUUUCCCGAGUAUGGAUACGAGCCCGGGUCUGAGCGGGAAUGAGAUCGUGUCUGCGGACAGUCAGCUCAGCCAGAUACAAAGUUUCCUGGAGAGUGGGGACUCGUACCUUACCUCGGCCGGUGACUUUAUGCCUGGUGACUCUGGCAGCAGCGGGGGAGACAGUUCCCUCAACGACGCCUUGUUGUCGCAGAUACUACAGCAGGCCGCCGAUCUAGAGGAGGAUCUACACCGCAACGCUCUCUCCGGCAACAACAGUGGCAACAACAACAACAACAACAACAAUUCCGGUGGUGGGAGUGGUGGCGUCGGCAUGGGUGCUGGUGGGAUAGGUCAGAUGGGGUCCAGCGCUGGCGUGAGUGUGGGCGUGGGUGUGGGCAUUCCCUCUCAAGGCAUGGGGGUUGGCGGGCAGGUGGUGGGUGGCGGGCCGGUGGGCUCGAGCAGUGCGGCCGUGACGUCGAUUGCCGAGGCCCUCAGUGCCGGCCCCGUGUCGUCCAUGCAGCACCGGGGGCUCAACCCCAUCCAGCAGCAACAGCAGUCACAGGCACAGCAGCUUCAGCAGGACCGGCUGCGCAUGCUUUCCAAUCAGAAGCAGCAGAAAUUCCAGCUGCAGCAAAAGCAAAGGUUACUGCUCCAACAGCCGCAACAACAACAACAACAACUACAAAAGUCUCAGGACGCUAACGCUGCCAUUUCUCAACAGAAGUUUCUCAUGUCCCCCCAGCAGCCUUCCUCCACUACCUCACUACCACCCUCCUCGAUCGUCGCCUCCUCCGCAUCCUCAUCUGUCUCAUCCACAUCCGCCACCUCAUCACAGCCAAUGAACCCUUCCCAACUGCAACCUCUAUCACAACAACAACAACAACAACAACAACAACAACAACAACAACAGCAUCAACAACAGCAACAACAACAAGGCCAGCAGUCGUUGGCCACGGACAUCGACGUGAAUGACGAACUCAACCUGGUGGCUCAGUUGGAAGAGAUAAUGAAAGAGACGGGGAACUGGCCCAGCGAGAACUUCCUCACCAUGGGCAGUGCCGGCCAGGUGCGACAGGGCGGCCCCUCCAACUUGGCCAACGAACAGCAGGCCAUCGACGGGAUUAAACGCCAGUUGAUGGGAGAUGACCCGAUCCUCCCUUCGCAGCAGCAGCAGCAGCAGCAGCAGCAGCAACAACAACAGCAGCAGCAGCAGCAGAUAAUGGGUGCUGGAGUGGAUGGAGGACGGCAAGGGUUGCAGCGGACGCUACAGCAGCAGCUCCAGUCGGGCCUCACUCAACAACAGCAGCAGCAGCUGUCGCAGAUGGUGGUGGGGCCCGGCGGUCACUACGCCGCCACCGCCCAGCAGCUCAAGCAGCCGGCCUUGCAGCCGGGCUUCAAUGCUGGGAUGAGGCCGCAGCAGCCCCGUCAGCCGCAGCCACAGCAACAGCAGCAGGGCUUCACACAGCCACGAGCGACCGUGCCUCACCCCGCGGGUCCCCUGGCCCCAGCACUGCGCCCGGCCGGCCUCAGCUCACAGAACAUGAUGGUCCGACAGAACCUUUUGCACCAG
This is a messenger RNA of Aplysia californica (California sea hare), 5986 nucleotides long. RefSeq names its product nuclear receptor coactivator 3. Gene Ontology annotation, cellular component: nucleus. NCBI's taxonomy places the organism in Eukaryota, Metazoa, Mollusca, Gastropoda, Aplysiida, Aplysiidae. Gene Ontology annotation, molecular function: nuclear receptor binding. The record is from RefSeq and is a predicted model, not a curated record. Gene Ontology annotation, biological process: positive regulation of transcription by RNA polymerase II; cellular response to hormone stimulus.